This is a messenger RNA of Scylla paramamosain (green mud crab), 3446 nucleotides long. RefSeq names its product queuine tRNA-ribosyltransferase accessory subunit 2-like. Gene Ontology annotation, molecular function: tRNA-guanosine(34) queuine transglycosylase activity. The record is from RefSeq and is a predicted model, not a curated record. The coding region runs from base 1105 to 2547 and encodes 480 amino acids. NCBI's taxonomy places the organism in Eukaryota, Metazoa, Arthropoda, Malacostraca, Decapoda, Portunidae. The transcript is spliced from 11 exons.
GAGAAAUUUUGACCCGGGAGCGAUUUGGCACGAGACCGUUUCAAAGACUUAUCUGACAUGUAAACAAACACGAGGCGCUGCUCGCUCACCGCUUCACGCACAUGGUCUUCGCCAGCAGGGCUCAGUCUGUGUAGGUCACAAGAUGCUGGGUUGGCACAGAAUCCACUCCUCCCACCAUGUCAGUGUGUGGGGGAUGUGACCUCACUCAUCACCAACUGCAGCAUCUCCUUGAGGAUGACGACAAGAUCAAGGACUUUAUUCUGGCUCACUCCUUGAUAAAGAGCAAGAUAAGCUGUGGUGUGUGUGGCACAGAGGUGGCUCUGAAGAAGGGCUAUAUAUUCCGCUGCAACAGACAGCGACGUGUGCCAGGAAAGCAAAAACGUUUCCAGCGCUGCAACUUCUACCAGUCUGCAUUGAAGGGCUCUUGGUUCUCACGCUCUCAUGUUGCUGUGAAGGACUUACUCACUCUCUCAUUCCUAUGGACACAAACUGGCUGUACUCUGAGGAAGUGUGAACAAUUGGUGUCUUGCUCCCUGAAAACGAUUAUUGAAAGGUUGUCUCUGUGUCGGGAAGUGGCAUUCCAUUACUGUGUCAAGGAGUCAGUGAAGGUCGGUGGUGUGGAGAAGGUGGUGGAGGUGUAUGAGGCAAGAUUUGGGAAGGGGAAGUACAGUUGUGGCAGUCUGGACAGUGACUUGCUGUGGGCUAUUGGUGGCGUAGAGAGGAGCUCGCGGCACUUCUUUCUAACCACCGUGGAUGAGUGGAAUGAGCGAACAUUAAUUAAGACUUUCCGGGAAAAUAUACUCCCUGGCACACACAUCAUCACCAACUAUUGGGAUUUUAAAGGAAACUUAAAACAGUAUGGCUACCAAGUGAGCAAAUUUGAAGAGUACAAAAGGCUUCAUGCAAGAGCCUCCCCAACUCACAAGAGAUCCCAAGAAGUUCAAGUCCAAAUACCCAUUUUUCCAGAGAGCCAGAUCCAUUUCAGUGGCUACCUGGUUGAGGCUCUGUUCAAGUGGAGGCUUCCGAAUGAGGAGGAGAGAUUCCACACAUUCCUCCUGCAUGUAGCCAAGCUGUACUCUUGAGCUAGGAUAUUAGGUUGCAGUCAUGAAGUUUGUGGUGGAGCAUGUGAGCAAGGGUGGAGGACGGCUAGGCAGGUUGAGUGGUCUCCGCAGCCAGCCUGACAGUAUCCACAGCACUCCACUUUCCCUCAUCUCUACCAAGGGAGGCAGUGCACCACAUCUGACGCAGGAUGUGCUGCAUCUGGUGGUAUCAAGGGAAGCACCUCUUUGUGUCCCUGCCCAGCACUUCAUUGAACACAUGAAAGUGCUCCAGAGUUUCAAGAAAGGAGUGGCACACUUUGCUGCGCUCCAAAGCCACAGUGUGAGUCUUGUAGUGCAGGACCCCGCCACUGUCACCCCGAGAGGCUACAAUGACAAGCAGGGCGUGUCCACCUGGACCUACUCUGGCCGCCGCAUCCUCACAGCACAGUCAUACAUGCAAUUGGUGGAGGCAGUGCAGCCUGACUGGUAUGAAGCCCUCAGUGAUGCAGACACACCACCUACGGCCUCCAAGAAGCGGCUGUCCAAGUCCCUGAAUAGUUCUAAGCAGUAUGUGGACAGCUGCUUCCACCAUCACACAGAGUCAAAGGCCCUCCAGGGGUGUGGUCUGCUGCUGCCUCUGCUUGGGGGCCACAGCCUGCCAGACCGAGCCAGAUGGUCCAAGGGUCUAUCCGAGUGGCUGCAGGAAGACUCGCCAGUGUUGGGGUACUCGUUGCAGGGCCUGCAUGCCAACGGCCCUGAGGUGGAGCAGCUCACAUCAGCGCAGGUGGCCAACCUUGUCAGAACUUCAUUGGAUUCUUUGCCUAAAGGGCGACUGUGCCAGGCCGGAGGCAGCUGGAGCCCCAGUAUGGUGGUCAGUUUGGUGAGGCUUGGGGUGGACCUGUUUGACUCCUCCUUCCCCUACCUUGUGACUCAGAGGAAUGGGGCUCUCUCCUUCCCUCACCAUCUUCCCAGGGACUGUGGCUCCAGGGAGGCUGAGGAUGGGACGAGCCUUGAGCACCAGGAUAAGAAGCUGAAGGUGUGUGCAGAGGAACAAGGAGAGGGGAAGGAGAAGCAACAGGAAGAGCAAGGAAAGGAGAAGCAACAAGAGGAACAACGUCAGACAAAAGAGAAAGAACAAGAGGAGACCGAGAGGAAAGAGGAAGACAUAGAAGAAAGUCAUAAAAAUAAUGAGAAAAAUGAGGAGAAAGUCAAGAAGAAUAAUGAAAAGCAACAUAACACAAGUGUUUAUGAAAUUUGUCUGAAGGAUAAAAGGUUUGUGUUGGAUGAGAGGGGUCUUGUGGACAGCUGCGAGUGUUACACCUGCAAGAACUUCUCCCGAGCUUACAUACACCACCUCAUCAACGUCAAUGAGAUGCUGGCACCUGUCCUGCUCAUGAUUCACAACCUACACCACUGGAACGGUUUUUUCUCAAGCAUCAGGGAGGCUCUGAAGACCGACCGCUUGCAAGACCUCAAAGCUGUGGUCUCUUCUCUUGCCAUGGAAUAAAGGAGGAAAGCAAGAAAGAAAAGCUUGAAGACCCUCAUCCCAGUCACUCCUUGUAAGUCAUUGGAUUAUUGUUAUGUUGUGGAAGGACUGGUAUGAUUUGAUAUUGUAACCUGCACUGUAGUUAAUUUACACACUGUAAGUUGUCUUAUUAUUGUUGAGGGGUACGGAAGGACUGGCAGGGUUUGACUUCCUGUAUUGUAAUUAAUUCUGUCAGUGAAAUGAUGUCAGACAGAUUUGAUAGGUUUGGUAGAUUUAGGCUGCGUGAAGACCAAGAUUGACAAAUGAUUGGAAAGUAGAGGGUAGAGGACCAGUAGAUAAACUAUAAACCCAUGGGAUGAGUGAACAAGCAGCUUGAUGAGGUGUUAUUCAUCAUCAUCAUCAUUUUUGUUUAAUGUCCGCAUUUUCCCUUUAGGGUGGGGUUGGAUGGCCCAUGGCUGCUUUCCACAACUAGCGAUCUUGUGCUAUUAUGUUCUUCUAUUCCCAACAAAUUCAUAUCCUCCGUCACACUUCCUCAGCCUCCAAUCCUCACCUCCUCCACCUCGCUCAACACCCCUCCCUCUGCCCUUCUCAUGUGUCCGAACCAUCUCAAAUCUUCUCUUGCUCAGCUCAACAAAAAGGUCUUCAACUCCACACAUCUCCGCCACCUCACUGCUAGACCUCCCGUCUUGCCACCUCACUCCUCCCAUGUAUCUCAGCAUCCUGCAGUCAUUGUGUGAGUUAUGAAGCUGUUAAAGAGGUGUAGAAUCAGGUCAUUCAAGCUACUCAUCCUGUACACAGCUCUUGUAAUUUUAUACCUUUACAAAGUGAAAAAGGCUCAGCCACAAACAAACCUUCUGUUAUUAGUGAAGGUGAUGAUGGUGAUUGUGAAUUUAUUGAUUAUUAAAUACAAAAUAAGCUCA